GUGAUGGCAGCGGGCUGGAGAAUUCCAGGACCAAUUCCUAUCCUCCUCAGCGUCUCUUGGGGUACAAAGGGAAAACAAGUGUUGAUGACCUGAGGACCAAGCUCAAGAAGAAGCUGCACAAGGCUGAAGGCAUCAAGACUGUGAAAAGCAUUGUCCCACAUCAUUCCCAGCCUGCCAAUCUGAAGUAUGUGCUGGAAAAGACACCCUCAAGCUGGAAUCACAGGCAGCAGGACUCACAUUUAAACUGGCAAGCACUGAACCCUUGGGAUGUAGCUGGUGGAUUAAACCCCUCUCAUGACAAGUCUGGAGAUAGACACCUCAGAGAUGAGGUGGAAGAUCAAGAUCCAAGGCAGUACUAUGUCAGUUCUCACAAACAGCCAAAGAAGGAGGAAGCCAGCUUUGGGUGGGACAUAAUCAGCUUUUCUACGAGGUCUUGAGCCCUGUGAAAGCAGAGGGAGAGCCCAGAGCCACCGCCACCAAAGCUGAGCAGGGUCUAAACAGGAACCUGGAUUUUCUCUCUGACCCAUUGGUUCAGAGCCGCCCCUCUGCCAGCACCAGGGGAGAGGCCACGGCUGAAGGGGAGCAUUCCCCUCUAGGAGGGCACCCCCAGAAGAUCCCUGACACCACAGAGGAUGAAGGCUCCCAGUUUCUCAAUAAUCCUUGGAGACCUCGAAGUCCAGGCUUUGAGCCAGUUCCAGGAGAGUCCUUCGAAACCACGGUCAAUCAUCACCUGCGCUUGCUGGUGCCGGACAAAGGCCUGCAGAGCUUCAUGGCUCACAUGGAGCAAGCCCUGAGGAUGGACUGCAGCCUGCCCCAGCUGAAACAGGCCUGUGCCAAGAUGGUCUCAAAGACCGGGCUGCUUCUAAAGGCACUCAGUGAGAGGCAAGAGAAACAGGGAGCCUCUGAUCACAUGGACCUGUGUCGUCAGCAAGAGAAUAUGCCCGGAUGCAUGGCCUUGGGGGAGGGCAAGAAACUCGUAGGGAAGAAAGCAGAGCACUCAGUGGAAAUGGUCAAGUUUGUGGUUUUGUUAUCUCUCUUCGUUAUCCUUGGUGUGAUGCUGAAAGUCUUCUUCCACACAUGCCUUGUAUCUUCUAAAGCUGAUUCUCAACCCGGCCACACCAGGAUCUUGUGCCUGAGAAGGUUCUGUGUAAAGCUGCCGGAGAAAGGGAGGAAGGAUAACAAGGAGGCACAGGAUGUGGAGUAGAACGGGGCAGGGUUUUCCUGCCAGUGUUGUCCCUGUUGUGACACUGUCCAUGGCUCCUCCCAGUGGUCUUCCCUAUUCAGGAAGUCUGAAUUGCCAUGGAUUGAACACAUCAGGGAUGCCUAUGAAGCCCAGAGAGAAGCAU
Messenger RNA from Catharus ustulatus (Swainson's thrush), 1346 nucleotides. RefSeq names its product leucine-rich repeat-containing protein 37B-like. The record is from RefSeq and is a predicted model, not a curated record. The transcript is spliced from 4 exons. Lineage: Eukaryota; Metazoa; Chordata; Aves; Passeriformes; Turdidae. The coding region runs from base 770 to 1204 and encodes 144 amino acids.